AUGCCUUCCCUUACCAGAGCCGACAUCAACUGGCGCGAUUCGAAUGGCAUGACCCUACUUCACCACGCCGCCUCAUCUACAUCCGAGAACGCCCUCGAGUUCGCCCAAGCCCUUGUCGAGCAUCCCUUGAUCGAUUUGUAUCUACAAGACGUCGAGAACUCAUGGACCGCCCUACAUCGUGCCUUUUACUUUGGAAACAUCACCAUUGCUCGCGCAAUUCUGGAGCGAGACACAUCGGAUGCUCUUGGAAGAGGAAUAGGAGGAGGCUUGGUCAAAACAAAAGAUCGAGAAGGGCUUGGUCCAUUGGAUUUGUAUGCUGCGACGAUCAAGGACCGCACUUUGCGCCCAGAAGGACAACGACGACCAAGAGCCGGUUCUGAUGCUAGUGAAGAGGAAGUGCCUAUGGACGACGAACACCAUGUCAGGACAAGAGUCAUUGAGUUUGCGACAAAUAUCUCUGGCGAUGAGGUCUAUACCUUCGGAAGCAACAAGAACAUCACUCUCGGCUUCGGAGAUGAGGAUGACCGACAGUACCCGGAGCGCAUUACACUCAGACGGCCAGACCACUUGUUGCAACGAUUCUACCGCGAGUACGUCCGAGAGUAUGAGAAGACGUGGACCACGUUCGAUCCUGUCAUCACACAGGCAGGUCAUUCUGCUCUGCCACGCUCACUCCCUGUCGAGUCCAUGCCUUGGGCUGUCAAGAAUCGUCCUUUGAUCAUCCAGGAUGUCUUCAUGUCCAAACUGUCAACAGCAGUCUUGACCACCGAUCCAGAGUCAAACUUGUACAUGUGUGGCCAUGGACCUGGAGGCCGUCUUGGUGUCGGAGAUGAACAAUCACGUUUCAGAUUCGUCUGCAUCGAAGGUGGUUCUUUGUCGCGCAAGAAGAUUGCCACCGUUGCCCUGGGUCAGAACCACACCCUGGCUGUUGAUGAUCGUGGUGAGGUUUUCUCCUGGGGUAGCAAUGGUUACGGCCAGCUUGGAUACACAUUACCAAAGACUGGAAUCAUGGACGAGGAUCCUGUCAGUUGCGUACCAGCGCAGAUCUUUGGUCCUCUGAAGCGUGAGAUUGUGAUUGGUGUCGCUGCUUCUCGCAUCCACUCAGUUGCAUAUACUUCCUCAUCCCUCUAUACCUUUGGCAAGAAUGAAGGGCAGCUUGGCAUUGUCGAUUCUGAUGCUCGUUCUCUGGAGUAUCAAGUUACUCCUCGAAAAGUUGCCGCUUCUCGUUUUGCUGCUUCCAUUGUCUCGGUUGCUGCCAUUGACCGCGCUACUGUCUGUCUUCUAGAGAACCAUGACGUCUGGGUCUUUGCAAACUAUGGUUAUGCGAAGAUUCAGUUCCCUCUCGAUGGCUCAAGCAGUUUCUUGAAGGACAGCUUCCGCAUCACCCGAUACGACGAUACUGUCAACCACAUCAGCAAGAUCACUGCAGGUGGUGACACCAUCUGCGCCAUGUCCAGUAGCGGUGAGGUCUAUACACUAUCUGUCAGUCAACGCCAGGACCAAGCCAAUGCAUCUACGACGAAUCCGACAAAGAUCAGAGGGGCGCUCUCUGCGCCGCAAGAAAUUUGGUCCCUGAAGAAGAAUAACAUGGCAGCCCGCGAUGUUGGCGUAGAUGCCGAUGGCUCCAUCAUCCUCACCACCGAAGAAGGAAGUGUCUGGAAACGAUCAAGAAGAACGAAGAUCAAGGACGGAAAGUCUCUGGACGCUGUUCAAUACAAGCCCAAAGAUUAUAAGUUCUCCCGUAUCGCUGGUCUUUCCCGCGUCACAGCAGUCAGAUCUUCAGCAUAUGGUGCCUACGCUGCUGUUCGCAGAGAUUGUGAUGUUACCAAGACUCAGACAUUGGUUGAGGAACAGACCGUUUGGAAGGACUUGUUCCCUCUUCUUUGUUUUCACGACCUUAGUGUCCUUGAGGAUGUUCCUGACAGCGAGAGUGAGGAGCCGCAGCCUCGUUUCUGGCAAGGUCGCAAANAGCCUACUGAAGUACAGCUGCUUCGUAAGCACCUGCUUGAGUCAAAGGAUAUCGAGAAAGACCUUGAGGCACACUUGCGCCAAGCCGCGAACGAAAACUUCAGCGGAUUCGAUGUCAUCCUCGCAUCCAACGUGUCUGAUCUCCGCUUCCCCGCUCAUCAGUUCAUGUUGGCAGGACGAAGCAGAGUUCUUCGGGCAGGCCUCCAGGCGUUCAAAGAGGGUGACGACUUCAGCGUUCCUGAGCUCCUCAUCUGCGAACGCGACUCUUCCGAUCGACCUGUCUUGAUCUUCCAAGGACUUGAUGCUCUUACUCUAGUGGACCUCCUUCUUUACUGCUAUACUGAUACCAUCGUCGAUUUUUGGCACCAUACUCGACGCUCGCCAAUGGCCUUCCGCUAUCGUCAAGUUCGUACUGAGUUAAUGAAGGUCGCUGCCAAACUCGAACUUUUCAAGUUGGAGCCUGCAGUCCGGCAGAUGAUCGAACCCGAACGAUGCUUACAUAUGGACCUCGAGAUCGCCGCCAGGGAGCAGAACUACUUUGCCAAUGGCGAUAUCCGUGUUCAAUUGAGCGAUGGUGAAGUUCUGGUUCAUGGUGCCAUGGUUUGCCAAAGAUGUCCCUUCUUCGAGGGUAUGUUUAUGGGCCGCGCCGGUGGUCGUUGGCUUGAAGAAAGACGUGGUCUCCUGCAGAAUGCCUCUGAUGCUAUCGAUGUCGAUCUUCAACACAUCGAGACCAACAUUUUCCAAAUAGUUCUCCGCCACAUCUACGCAGAUACUGGUGAGGAGCUGUUCGACAACAUUGUCAGUGCUGAUCUUGAUGAGUUCCUCGAUGUCGUUAUGGAAGUCAUGGCUGUUGCUAACGAACUCAUGCUGGAUCGUCUGUCACAAGUUUGUCAGAGAGUUGUUGGCCAAUAUGUCACAACUCGGAAUGUAUGUGGUCUGCUCAACGCUAUCGCGCCUAGCUCUGUCACAGAGUUCAAGGAUGCAAGUCUUGAAUAUCUGUGUCUGAGUCUAGAAGCGAUGCUGCAAGGCGGACUACUGGAUGAGCUUGACGAAGAUUUACUUUUGGAGCUGGACGACAUUGUCCGUGCCAACCAGCUUGCUUUGAUGCCAUUUGCUAAGAGUGGUCGCGCUGAGGCUUUGCUCCUCGAGCGUCACCCAGAACUCGCUGCUUUGAUCGAUCGCGAUCGCCGAAUCAAGCUUGACUCGAUCAUGCUACAUGCCAAGCACCAAGAUCUUGAUGGGUGGGGUCCCAAUUCUUUCAGAGGUGGCAGCUUGGAUGACAGUGCACACGCAAAACAAAAGGUACGAAGGAAGUCUAAGGACGCUCAGUCGGCUGCUGUCGAUUCCACCCUGAGAGUCAAAUCCGCUGUGCCUUCAUUGGGUACAAGCAUCGAAGAGAGCUCACCACUGGAUCCGAACAGCACGCGACCAAGUGGCACAGAGUCUGAAUUCGAGAGGACCUUACGUAGAGAUACAGCUGUUGGAACUCCUACUGAUUCCUGGCUUGAUCCUCGAGGAAAGCCUACCACACCGCAUGCUGGUACACCAAAGCAAGGUGGUCUAGUCACAGGCAUGACACCCGCCACUCCUGCGAGCUCUUCAAGUGUACCAUGGGCAGCAACUCCUUCGCCAGGUGCUAAGCUGGAGAUGAAGGAUAUCAUGGCGCAAGCCUCUUCGAGUCGUGUAUCGAAUCUUUCAUUGGGCAUUGCAGCUAGCAGAGAGAAGGCGUCUGAAGACGCUUCUGCAGCAAGAUCUGCUGCAAGGGUGUCACAGAAAGAACGCAAAAAAAUGCAGCAAGCACAGCAAUCAGCAGUCGUCGAGAUCGAAGAGAAGAUUGCAGCAAAGGUGGCCUCGCCAUGGCAGGUUGUUUCUGGGCAGAAGAUAGCUUCAUUGAAGGACGUGAUUGGCGAGAAGCCACCUUCGCCUGGUCCAUCGAACAGACCUCAAUCUAUAACCCGAACGAGCAAUACUCCUCAAUUGACCAUGCGGCAAACAAUCGCAAACCCCAAGCCUUUGUCUAAACCGCCUGCCGCUGCUGUCGCUGCUUCCCCCAAAAGCUUGGGCCCAGGUUCACCCAUCGCGUCCGGCUAUCCAUCUCCAAGACUUGGUCCACAGCGCGCACCUUCUACCCAGACAGGACUCAAAUCACCAGCCCCAGCAUCACCGCGUAUUCUACCACAAGCAGGUCCGGUCCGACCUACACCCACACCCCGCCAAUCUCAGCCACAACCCCAACGCAAACCCUCAGCACAAACCGCAGCAUCGACUCUCGCGCCCCCACCUCCUCCAGACCUUUCUUCCCAGUCCUUCCCUUCUAUCCAAAGCAUCGUGCAUUCUCCGCGCAAUCCCGAGCCGGCACUUCAACUCUCGCUCCAAGAAAUCCUCGAACAACAGCAAUACGAAAAAGACAUUAUCAAAGAAGCCGCAGCGGCAAGAAGUCUGCAGGAAAUCCAAGCCGAGCAAGAGUUCCAAGAAUGGUGGGACAAUGAGGCACGUCGAAUGAAGGAAGAUGAAGAGUUCGCUAGACUAAUUGCCGAGGGCAAAGAUCCUCAAGCUGGGGCAAAGAAAAAGGGAGGGAGAGGUGGAAGAGGUGGAAAGCAAGGAGCAAAGGAUGUAAAGGAACAUGAUAAGAAGAAAGAUGCUAAUGCUUCUGGACCUGCUGCACCGCAAGGUCAGGCGCCAAAGAAUAGAGGAGGUAGAGGAAGAGGUGGUGGUAGAGGUGGUGCUGCUGUUGCUGCUCCUGCUCAUGCCAAUGCUGGAGGAAGUAAAGCUUAG
Messenger RNA from Aureobasidium uvarum, 4743 nucleotides. NCBI's taxonomy places the organism in Eukaryota, Fungi, Ascomycota, Dothideomycetes, Dothideales, Saccotheciaceae. The record is from the annotation of a GenBank genome assembly.